GCCACGCCCCCUGGUCCCCUGGCGAUAUAAAAGGCAGCCCUGAGCCCUGUUCGGUCUCAGUAGAGUGCUGGAAAGGAGAGGGGAGAGACCCUCCGGUAGCCGAGGAGAAGAAGCCCCGGACUCAGGCCCGCCCUCUCUCUUUCCCCAUGGCACCCACGUUGGCCACGGCGCACCGGCGGCGCUGGUGGAUGGCCUGCACGGCGGUGGUGGAGAACCUCUUCUUCUCUGCCGUGCUGCUGGGCUGGGGCUCCCUGCUCAUCAUGCUCAAGUCCGAGGGCUUCUACUCCUACCUCUGCCUCCUCCCAGCGAAUGCUUCCCCAAGUGCCAUGGAUGGGGCAAGCUCCAGUGACAGCAACCAGACGGAGAGGGUGGCCAUGGCGGAGGAGGUGCCGGUGACCCGGAUGAACGGCUGGCUGAUCUGCAAGGAGCAGGACGAGAUGUUGAACCUGGCCUUCACGGUGGGCUCCUUCCUGCUGAGCGCCAUCACCCUCCCACUGGGCAUCGUGAUGGACAAGUAUGGCCCACGCAAGCUCCGCCUCCUCGGAAGUGCCUGCUUCGCCGCUUCCUGCAUGAUGAUUGCCUAUGGAGCCAGCAACCCGGACUCACUCUCGGUGCUGAUCUUCCUCUCGCUGGCCCUGAACGGCUUCGGAGGCAUGUGCAUGACCUUCACCUCCCUCACGCUGCCCAACAUGUUUGGGGACCUGCGCUCCACCUUCAUCGCCCUCAUGAUCGGUUCCUACGCUUCCUCCGCUGUCACCUUCCCCGCCAUCAAGGUGAUCUAUGACUUUGGGGUCUCCUUCAUCCUCAUCCUGACGGUCUGGGCCUGUUGCGCAGGACUGGUCUUCUUCAACUGCUUCUUCAACUGGCCCCUGGAACCCUUUCCGGGCCCCGAAGACAUGGACUACACGGUGAAGAUCAAGUUCAGCUGGCUGGGCUUUGACCACAAGAUCACCGGGAAGCAGUUCUACCGGCAGGUGACCACGGUGGGCCGGCGGCUUAGCUUGGGGGGCUCCCUGAAGGGCGGCCAGAAGGAGGCGCCCCCCCUGCAAGGCGGGAACCCCCUCUGCCUCUCCACGCUCCACCUGGAGGUCAAGACCCAGGCCCACAGCAACGACUCCCCGUCUUUCCUGCGCAGCCUCUUCAGCCCCAUCCUGCUUCUCAGCCUGGUCACCAUGUGCGUCACCCAACUGCGCCUCAUCUUCUACAUGGGGGCCAUGAACAACAUCCUGGAGCACCUGGUGGAUGGCGACCUGGAGACCGUCAGCCUCUACUCCUCCAUCUUUGGGGUCCUGCAGCUGCUCUGCCUCCUGACGGCUCCUGUCAUCGGCUACAUCAUGGACUGGCGGCUGAAGGACUGUGUGGCCGAAGGGGCCGAGGAGGAGGAGGAGGAGGAGACAGCAGCCGAGGAGAAGGACCCACAGGCCGGACAGAAGCCCAAGAAGCCGAAGCCCCGCCGCGACCGGCAGAUCCAGAAGGUGACCAACGCCACCCGGGCCUUUGCCUUCACCAACCUCCUGCUGGUAGGCUUCGGGGUCACCUGCCUGGUCCCCAACCUGCCUUUGCAGAUCCUGUCCUUCAUCCUGCACACUGUCGUGAGGGGCUUCAUCCAUUCCGCCGUGGGAGGGCUCUAUGCUGCAGUCUACCCCUCAACACAGUUUGGGAGCCUGACGGGGCUGCAGUCACUGGUCAGCGCCCUCUUUGCUCUCCUGCAGCAGCCCCUCUUCGUGGCCAUGAUGGGGCCCCUCCAAGGAGACCCCCUCUGGGUGAAUGUGGGCCUCCUGGGGCUGAGCCUGCUGGGCUUCUGCCUCCCACUGUAUUUAAUCUGCUUCCGGAGGCGCCUCGAGAGGGAGAAGCGGCAGAAAGCAGAGGAGGACAAGCUCUUCUGCAAAGUCAACGGGACCCCCGACCAGGAGGCCUUUGUCUAGGACAAACGUCGCCUGAGACUGGCCUGGCUUGAUGGAGAUGGGUGUCCCCCUUUUCUCUCUCUGACUCUACUGGUGGUGGCCCCCAUUUCUGCAUAUCCUCCCUCCUCCAUGGAAGGGGUGGGGAUGUCUCCUAUUCCACUUCUCCCUCCUCCACUUUGGCCUGGAUCUGCGCAGGACGCAGACCGCUUCCCUUUGAUGCCUCCCCUUCUGCUGCACUGUGACAGGAAGUGAAUGUACGGACUCUUUCUCUCUCUUUUCUGGGAUAAACAAGAAAGAAUACGGGGGCGACUGACUGAUGGACUGCAUGGCACGCUGCUUGCUGCACACUUUGCACAUCCAUCCACACUCCUCGGCUCCAAUCGGCGGCCCAGCAGCGCCUCCUGGUGGCUCAGGGUGGGAAGCAGUGCCCGCUCGCUCCACUGCCAAUCACAACCCUGGUACCGCCAAAACAACAACAUCACUGUCUGCUCUGAUGUGUUUCUCUUUUAUACAAAAAAAAAAAAGCCAAGGAUACAGCCAAA
Messenger RNA from Anolis carolinensis (green anole), 2446 nucleotides. It is a transcript of the gene slc43a2, whose product is annotated as solute carrier family 43 member 2. Gene Ontology annotation, molecular function: L-amino acid transmembrane transporter activity; neutral L-amino acid transmembrane transporter activity. Bases 147 to 1925 code for a protein of 592 amino acids. The transcript is spliced from 14 exons. Gene Ontology annotation, biological process: neutral amino acid transport; transmembrane transport. Lineage: Eukaryota; Metazoa; Chordata; Lepidosauria; Squamata; Anolidae. The record is from RefSeq and is a predicted model, not a curated record.